GUCUGUUAACACCUACCCAUUAUGACUGUAAAUUUGAGCACGCGCACACGCACGCGCGCCCCCUGUCCAGUCCCUGUUCUUCCCAGGUCCUGUUCCAGCUGUUGUGCAUUCCUGUGCGCUACACGGCCAGCCUCUCAGUGUGUAUGUGUAUGUAUGUAUAUUUUGUUUGUGGGUGAGGACGGCGCAUCAAGUCUCUCCUGAAGAACCGCGAGUGCGGUUGAACUUCUCGGUCCAGCGGUGGAAUGCGCCAGUGAUGAGUCCUGGACAAGGUUUCAGAGGAAAGUGACAGCAGCAGAACCGCUUGGAUUUUUUAUUAAAGAGAAAGUUUGGGGACUUUUGUGUUUGUGUUGGAAUCUUCUCUCGUCAUGACCGAGCUUCUCAGCACCGUUUCAACAACGGACCCAGAGACACUCUGUCAGCCAGAGUCAGACCAGAUGAGUCCAGACGAGCCACAGUCUCCCUUGGACCUGAUAGACACAGGGAAAUGCCUGAAGGUCCAAACAGCCACACCACAUCUGGUCAGCCUGGGUAGUGGGAGACUGAGUGUGGCUAUCACCCUACUGCCCCUUAAAGAAGGAGUGACCCGUAUCGGGCGUGAGGACGCAGCGGUACCCCAAGACAUCACCAUCCAGGGUGUAGGUAUCGAGGCGGAACACUGCAUCAUCAUCAACACAUCAGGGGUCAUCAUCCUCGACCCUUGUGGGAACCUCUGCUCCUUGGACGGCGUCCCUGUGACAUCACCUGUCCCGCUCACACAAGGUUACUCUCUGUGUCUGGGUCAAUCCUACUUCUUCCGUUUCAACCAUCCAGAAGAGGCCAACCGUAUGAAGAGCAUGCUGCCCCAGAAGAGCCCUGUCUCUCCUCUGGCCUACAGCACAGACUAUCUGAAGUUCAGUAGUGACUACAGCCAUGGGGUGGUGGGAGGGGCCGGCAGUGCAAGAGGGAUGCGUUCUGCCUCAGAGCUCCGUGAUUUGAUGGACACCUUACAACGAAAGAAGAUCGCCCUGGAGACCAGCCUGAGAGCCAAUGGGGACUCUAGCCCCUCCUACUUCAGUAUGACACAGUCUCCACCCACCACGCCUGUGACCUCACCCACCUCGAUGUCGUCAGCCUAUCAAGAGCAGGCUAGGCGUUUCUAUGGCUCUGAUCGCCCGCCCCUCUCAGUCAAAGCCGCGGUCCCUCCCUCCCCCUCUCGGCGCUCUGACCCCCCUUCCUCCCGAUCCUCCAUGACCCGGAACCAAUCCUACCAAUCACAAGACAGCCUGCUGGCCUCCCCUGGCGACGGGCGACGACAACUAAACCCAAACUCCUCCCCCCUGUUGUCGAUGUGGAACGGUGGAGGUUCCUCUAACUCAGUGGCUGGUGGUGAGAGCCUCUCCUCUCCUCCUCCACGCUCAUCCCUCUCUCCAACCAGUGGAGCAGCCAGCGUGCCCUCCAGCCCCCGCCUGGGACGCCGAAGUCACGGCAACCAUGAGCCGACACCUAGCAACCGAACCAGGAAGUACUCUGCAGGGUCAAUAGGCGGCAUGAUAGGAAGUCACAGCCUCUCUCUGCCCCGCCUCUGCCUGUCAUCGUCGCCACGUUCCCAUGAUAAUGGAGCCGUGGUGCUCUCUACCCUCCCCCCGACCUCACGGCGCUCUGAACCUCUACGUAACUCUUCUCACAACAAUAGCCAAAACCACACCACAAACAGUAACUACAACCAUAACCAAACCACUAACUUUAACUACAGCCAGGCCCAAAACAUGAACCACAAGGGGAACCAAGGUGAGGGGGUGGUAUCCAUCUCCCUCUCCUCCCCAAAGUCUCCCACCCAGGCCCCUCCAGACGUGACGGUCCCGUUCCGAUCAGGGGGCUCCUCCAGUCCCCGCGUGGCCAAGAAACUCAGCCUCACCUCCACCAGCUCCACAUCCAGCCUCCAAGAGCCAGAGUGGCCAGCCAGCUGCGGAGUCUCCCCUGGACCAGAGCUUUUUUUCGGGGAGAGGGAGCACAGAGGUGGCAGCCUGGAGCCUGGUCUAGGGUUAGGGGAACGGAGACAGUCUUUUGGGAAGGGUGGGCUUGAACCAGGGUUCGGUCUGGGGGAGAGAAGACAGUCCUUUGGAAAGGGAGGGGUAGAACCUAGUUUGGGAUUAGGGGAACGGAGACAGUCUUUUGGGAAGGGAGGUUUAGAGCCAGGUUUAGGGUUAGGGGAACGAAGGCAGUCAUUUGGGAAGGGAGGAGUGGGGCUGGGGGCGGGGGUGACCCCACCGGGGGGGUUCAGGGCGAGGAGUGGCAGUAUCAGCUCCCUGAGUGGGAAGGAAGAACUGACUGACUACCACCAUCGCCAGAGAGAUGAGAGACUACGAGAACAAGAGGUGGAGAGACUGGAACGCCAGCGGCUGGAAACCAUUCUGUCUCUGUGUUCAGAGCUGGGUCGAUCGGAGCAGGACAGGGAGAAGAGUGUUGGUUCUAGUGUCGAUACCGGUGCUGGUCUAGCCGACCUUCAGAUGAUCAACCGGGAAUUAGAGAAACUCCAGGUCUCUGACGACGAUGAGUCAGAAUCCGUCUUCUCUGACUCAACUGUGAACGGAAAUGGGGCCGGUAGCGGCUCGGAGAACGGUUACUAUGGUAACGACGAGGAGCGUCCAGUCCGACAGCGACGGAGCAGCGGCCACCGGGACCACAUGGCACAAUCGCCAGCCAUCAUCCUACGAAGCUCCGCCACCUCGCUCACCGCGCAUCUGCCUAGGACUAAUCGGGCGCUGGUGGAGGAGGGCCAGCGGAGGCAGGAAGUGACCUGUGUGGAGGAGGAGAGGAUCCAGGUGCUGAACAACAUGGAGGAGCUGGAACAGAAGAUCAAAGAACUGGACAACCAGAUGGACGAGUCUCUCAGAGAGGUGGAGGUGGAGCGUGCCCUGGUGGAGGCAGAGCAGCAGGCGGAGCUAGCGGCCUUGCAGCAGGAGAGAGAUGCUCUGGAGACACUCAACACCAAGAUGUCUGACAUGGAACAACAGGCACAGAACCAGAAGACUCCGGCGUGUGUGUCGCUGCAGGCUGAAAGGGCUAGGGUAGAGCAGCUGUCUCAGAGUGUGUGUGAGCUGCGCUCCCAGCUCCACUGCUGUCCUGAGGCCAUGAAGGAGCCCCUACAGGAGCAGCUCACCAGGAACUCUGAGGUGCUGGAAGCUGAGACGAAGCGUUUUGAGGACCUGGAGUUUCAGCAGCUGGAGAGAGAGAGUCGUCAUGAUGAGGAGAAGGAGGAAAGCACACAACAACUCCUCAGAGAGAUAGCUGACUACCAACGGAGCACCGUCACACGCAAGGAGAGGCUGGUGGCGCUAAACAAGCAGGCGGGACAGAUUACCCAGCAGGCUCAGCGAGAGAAGGACAGCUUCCUGAAGGAGCGGACCAACCUGCAGAUGAUGGUGCAGAGGGAGAAAGAUAACCUUGCUUCUGUGGAAAAGAAGUAUGCUGACCUCACAGGUGGGCGGGGCUUCCCUCUCAGCCCUAUCAGUCUCAAGGAGCCACUUCUUCUCUCCCCCCUUUUCCCUCAUGGUAUGUUCCAGGGCUAUGUAACAGUCAGUGAGAUCAAUGAAAUUUACUCCCAGCUGGGGGGGAACCCUAGUCCCGCCCCUGCCCCUGUUCUGGCCAAUCCCUCCCCUGAUUCUGAGCCUAGCCCCCCCACUGACGACAGCGCCCCAAAACCAGCGGAGGACGAGCACUUCCGUUCACUGGAGGAGAGAAAGAGGUUAGUGAAAGAAGGUGGGGCCCACCUGAGUGACACAUUACCCAGGAAGAAGACCACGUCCAUCAUCACCCCUCAGUUCAACUGUGCUACACUAGGACGCAGCAUGCCUAACAAGUCCCAUCAGCCCCUGGUCCAGAGUUCUAGCUGUGGCAGUAUUUUACCCCGGGCCAUGUCUGUCUCCUCCAAUAGAGACACAGAUAAACGGCGCCUGCACAAGGGUCAGCCGAGCUCUCGUGCCGCCUCCCAGUCCAACGUGUACCUGGACACCUACGGUCACUGUGAAAACGGCCAGGCAUACGACACCAUGAGCGUGGAGAGCUCUGACUCAAUGGAGACCAGCAUCUCUGCCUGCUCCCCGGACAACGUGUCCUGUGCCAGUACGUCUAACGUGACCAAACUGGAGGAAAUGGAGCGUCUGCUGAGACAGGCUCAGGCAGAGAAGUAUCGCCUCAUAGAACACAAGGAGCAAGAGAUGGAGUCACGCAAACAGGCUCUGGAGGAGGAGAGGAGGAGGAGGGAGGAUCUGGAGAAACGACUGCAGGAGGAGACCAACAGACGACAGAAACUCAUCGACAGGGAGGUGAAACUACGGGAGAAACAGAGAGCACAGUCCCGUCCUCUGACGCGCUACCUGCCAGUUCGAAAGGAUGACUUUGACCUAAAAGCCCAUAUAGAGUCAGCGGGCCACAGUGCUGACACCUGUUUCCACCUGUCCCUCACGGAGAAGACAUGCCGAGGAUUCCUGGUCAAGAUGGGGGGAAAGAUCAAGACCUGGAAGAAACGCUGGUUCGUCUUUGACCGCAACCGACGAACGCUCUCCUACUUCUCAGACAAGCAUGAGGCCAAGCUGAAAGGGGUCAUCUACUUCCAAGCAAUAGAGGAAGUUUACUAUGACCACUUAAAGAACGCACACAAGAGUCCUAACCCGUGUCUGACGUUCAGUGUGAAGACUCAUGACAGGGUCUAUUACAUGGUGGCCCCCUCUCCUGAGGCCAUGAGGAUCUGGAUGGAUGUCAUUGUCACUGGGGCCGAGGGAUACACUCAGUUCAUGGUGUAGAAGGAGCGAUAUGGUCAUGGCGGAGGGAUACACCCACUUUAUGGUGUAGGAGACUUGAUCUGUACACGUCGGAGGAAUACACUCAGUUCAUGGUGUAAAGAGGGGUGCUUCGGAGUGGAAUGAUACAGCCAGCGUGUGGUUACGACGACAGGACUAGCUCCUCUCUUUUCUCUGACACAGAUGGACUGUUUUUAUUUCUGUAUUUUAUCAUUAUAGAAAU
Messenger RNA from Oncorhynchus tshawytscha (Chinook salmon), 5001 nucleotides. RefSeq names its product pleckstrin homology-like domain, family B, member 2b (gene phldb2b). Gene Ontology annotation, biological process: regulation of microtubule cytoskeleton organization. Gene Ontology annotation, molecular function: protein binding. The record is from RefSeq and is a predicted model, not a curated record. The coding region runs from base 366 to 4781 and encodes 1471 amino acids. NCBI's taxonomy places the organism in Eukaryota, Metazoa, Chordata, Actinopteri, Salmoniformes, Salmonidae. Gene Ontology annotation, cellular component: basal cortex. The transcript is spliced from 23 exons.